ACUAAACUGAUGUUUAUAACUCAACGUGCGAUGUCGUUUUUGCUAUGUUUGCAGUUUAUUCUUUAGAUUUUGGAGUUUUAGAGAAAUUCGUAUCAAUGUGAUUUAUUACAAUAUAAUCAUUAACAUUUCUAUUAUUAACUGCUGUAAUAUAAAAUAUUACUAGUGCAUGUGGAACAUUCCGCAACGAGUUUAUUCAUUUUCCUCGUAUUGUACGAUAUAAACUCUAAUCAUGUUCAAAAAUGAAGAAAUUCACAUCUUUCCGCAACCAGAAGCAGAUGAUAUACUGACAUUCAACGAGGUGGACUUCCAAAUGUUGAGCACGUAUCUGCCUCAAACACCGGAACUUCUGCAGGAUCCUCAGUUUUGUGAGGAAACUAUGGAUGUGCAGAGGAAGUACGAACAGCCCAUACAGAUUGUACCUGAUUCACCUCUAGGACCUCCCGUGAGAGUUAACUUUGCUGGUGAUGUCAACUUCACUGUGGAAAUAGAUGCCGCCCAUACAAAGAAAAAGAAGUAUUUGUAUUCGCACCGGCUGAACCGCAUCUACGUGGACAUGGGCUGCAACUUCUCGGUGGGGUUCCGGUGGGACGCGGAGCGGCUGUGCGGGCGCGACGUGCUGGUGCGCGCCACCACCGUGUUCGCGGAGCUCGCGCAGGCCGAGAAGCGCGUCGAGCGCUGCUACCAGCACUCGCACGAGUCCUCCAACGCGGGCGCCGAGCGCGCGGUGACCAUGAACGUGCUGCGGUCGGCGCGCGCGGCGGGCGCGGAGGGCGUGUUCUACUGCGGCCGGCCCGAGCGCAGCGACUCGUGGUACUCCGUGGCCGUGCGCCUGCCCGCGCCCGCCGACCUCGCCUACGUGUUCGCCUGCAAGAGCUCCUGCUCCUCCGGCAUCAACCGCCGCCCCAUCAACGUCAUCUUCACGCUCGAGGACAUCUGUGGCAAAGUAUACGGGCGGCAGAGUGUCGGCGCUCGCGUGUGCUCGUGCCCGCGCCGCGACAUGGUGCGCGACGAGGAGGACGCCGAGGUGCCCCGGGGCAAGCGGCCCGCCGCCCCCGCUGCCCCCGCCGCCCCCACUGCCCCCAGUGCCCCGGACAGGAGCAAGAAGGUGCGGCUCGAAGUGGUGGAGAAGGACGACGCUGUGGUGACGCUGCCGUCGAUAGAAGUGGUGGGCGUCCGAACGGCAGUCAUAGGUCUGGAAGUGAUGGUCGGCAUGAUGGAGCAAACCCGGGACGCGAGGGCUAGCUCGCAGCAGCCGUUGGGAGACAUCAACACGCAGAUAAACAACCUGAAGAGCGUCAUAGAUAGCUUGAAGGCGAAGAAGAAGUGAGAGUUAGGUUUCAAUGCACUGGCCGGUGUCGCUUCAGACUACCCUCCGUUUGGUAAAUUUUUUUUGUACGUACAUAAAGAGAUUAUGAAACUGUGUUCCGAUUUUGGGGUUCUAAUUAUAUUUUUUGGAGGUAUAGAAAAAUAAUAUGAAACUACCCUGUUUUUUUCAAUAUCUGCAUUUUUUAACUGUUUUAUACCAGUGCACUUUUAUAAUAAUUUAAGUCUUAGAUUAUGUUUCAAUUUUUUUUUCUUAUUAUGUGUAAGCGAUUUAAGCUCAAUAGCUUUAUUUUUUUACUUAAUUUUUACGAGUAAGUUAUAUUUUCGUUUUAAUUCUUAAAUAAGUAAUUUUAACUGAACACGCCUAUAAAUUUAAGUGCCUUACUAAAAUACUAUAAGACUAAGUGGUAAAUAGCGAAGAAUAUGCGAAUUUAAUGAUGCCGGUGUCUUCCAAAAAAAAAAGUGUUGUCUGAAAAGUAUCUAAAUAAUUUUUUGUCAUAAACAAUGAAAAGUGUAGAGUUACCUGUAGCACGUACCCACCGUUUAUAAUAGAACUACAGAAAUACUUUUCAAAUGGCAAACUGUUAAACCGAUCGCGUGAACGGCAUAAACAUACAACA
Messenger RNA from Zerene cesonia (dogface butterfly), 1943 nucleotides. RefSeq names its product cellular tumor antigen p53 (gene p53). The coding region runs from base 230 to 1327 and encodes 365 amino acids. Gene Ontology annotation, biological process: regulation of transcription by RNA polymerase II; apoptotic process. Lineage: Eukaryota; Metazoa; Arthropoda; Insecta; Lepidoptera; Pieridae. The record is from RefSeq and is a predicted model, not a curated record. The transcript is spliced from 8 exons. Gene Ontology annotation, cellular component: nucleus. Gene Ontology annotation, molecular function: RNA polymerase II cis-regulatory region sequence-specific DNA binding; DNA-binding transcription factor activity, RNA polymerase II-specific.